AUGUCGUCCCACGAUCCAGAGGGAUUCUGGGGAACAUUGAUCAAUGCCGACAAGAGUCCCUCCCCCCGGUUGGAGCAGUUGUGUCUGGGCAUCGCCCAGGUCAUGUCCACCUUUGAUGAGUUCGCCACGACCGACCUGACGCCCGGCCGUCUGGCCACUUUCUAUCGCAAGACCGGGGGCAAUUACGACGUCCUCUUCCUCGACACCAAGCCCUCGGCCCUGUCGUUCAUCUAUCAGCGGCUGGGCUGUUUCCACAGCAUUCAGCCCUCCGCCGAUCCCUACACCCCCCCGUCGGUUCCAGCCCUCCAGCCCAAUGGCUUUGUGCGCUGGCAGACCAUCCAGCUGCUCUUGGACCCCGAGGAGCACAGCCAGCACCUGCAGAACGCGGUGCGCCAAUGGGACAUCCAGACCCCCGAGGGCCGUCGCUUCCCCAGGACUAUCCCCCGCCACGCCUUUCCGACAGCCUCGGAUCCCGAGAUGGUCGCCUGGCACGAGGAGAUCAGUCGUCGCUUCGAGCUCGACUACUGGAAGAAGAACCUGCUGCGCUCUACUCCGCCCAAUUUCAAGGGCUAUACCCACCGUUUCGGAAAGCGAGAGAACCCCGUCACCAAACCCUCCUCGCCCCCGUCUCCUGCUGCGCCGCCGCCGCCGGCCCCCGCGCAAGCCCCGUCGUCGCAAACGCAACCGCGCCAGCAACGUCGUAAGAGCGCCGCCGACGUACCCCUCCGCUCGACCACUCGGCGUGUGCAAUCCGUCUUCUUUCCGACCCCUCUUCCCCGCACCGAGGAGGCUCCCCCCGCAACGGGACAUGGCUCACGGGCGCCUUCGCCCCCGUUCCCAUCGUCCCCCUGGACCCGGCAGCCGGCCGCCCCGAUGCCCCCGAACGAUCCGCCCUCCGACUACGCCUCUUCCGAGGACUCAUCUGUCCCGGAGCCCCGUCGCCCCCCGCCCUCCGCCCGCCAGCGCAGCUACAAUCGGACGCUGUCCCCGCCGCGCACGUCCCACGCCCGCCGUCAUUCCCACGAAGCCUACUUCCGCAAACCGCAUCGCGACCUCUCACCGGACUCGCCGCGCCGCCGUCCCUCCUACCGUGACGCCGCCGUCUAUCAUCACACCGGCGGCAGUGGAAGUGGGAAAGGGGGAGGAGGGCGCCACUCGGACUCCGACGGCGCGCGUCGGGCGCGAGCCCCGCGAUCCUCCUACCCCGACGAUGGCCCCAGUCUGCGUGCCCGCACCCCGCCUCCGCAGGCGUCGCGGUUUGCCACCCCUGAUGCAUCCCCACCCUCGGGCGGGGUCUCCAUGUCCGACGGCGUCCUCCUCUCCGGAUACCCCGUGCAUCCGCGCUACGUGAACCGCAGCAGCGUCAAUCGCAACGUGGGCGCCGCCCCGUUCGUAGUGCGGAGGGUCGCCCCGGAUGGGGACGGCGAGGUCCGUCGUCACAGCUACUGCCAUCGGGGGAGUGGGUCCGCCGAGCGCGCGCGGUACGCCCAAUCGGUGGGUGCCAGUGCUGGUCCCAGCGCGCGGCCCUCGCGCUGGUCGACGGUGAGUCCGGGGCCGGGAUCGGCAUCGGUGUCGGCAUCUGGAAAUCGGGGAGGUGGAGGGGUCCUGCCAAUGCCGAUGGGAGUGGAGAUGGGAAUGGGAACGGGAGAGGGAGAGUAUCCUUCGAGGGGAUGGCGGUCGAGCAUGUAUGAGCGGUGA
This is a messenger RNA of Aspergillus candidus, 1698 nucleotides long. RefSeq lists its product as uncharacterized. NCBI's taxonomy places the organism in Eukaryota, Fungi, Ascomycota, Eurotiomycetes, Eurotiales, Aspergillaceae. The coding region runs from base 1 to 1698 and encodes 565 amino acids. The record is from RefSeq and is a predicted model, not a curated record. The transcript is spliced from 2 exons.